AUGUCCUCGCCUUCUUGGCCAUCACUAUACAAUCCAGCUGGUGAAAUCAAUCCUAAUAGUGAAGCCUCCGGAAUAUACAUUUACGAUUCUAAUGAGGUGUUCAGGUUCACGCUUAUCUGGAAUCUCGUCCUCUACACGCCCAUCUUCGUUGUCUGCGGCGUCUACGCAUUCCUCAACCUCUCAUUCCCACCUUCUCGAGGAAACAGCGUCGCAGAGGACGACUCGCAUUCGACUUCAUAUCCCCUCUCGCCACUCUCGCCCAUUUCCCCCUCGUACAGAACUUCGCUUCUCAAACAGCAGCAAGCUACCGUUAAACCGCCGAAACCCAAUGAACGGCGAUCGAGGUUGACAUUCGCGCUGUUGGUGCUGCUGGCGUUUAUCACACUCAGUGUCGCUGGAGCAGUCAUUGGGGCCGCUGUGGUUGGGUACAUCCUCGCUGGGCUUUUCAAUGCCGGUAAUUUUAAUAUGUCCACAUGGGUGCCGUUCCUAUGGGUGGUAAUCCAGAUAUUGAUUGGCCUACUCAGCCUGCAAUCAUCCAUUAUUGAUAUUAUUUGA
This is a messenger RNA of Pleurotus ostreatus (oyster mushroom), 555 nucleotides long. RefSeq lists its product as uncharacterized. Lineage: Eukaryota; Fungi; Basidiomycota; Agaricomycetes; Agaricales; Pleurotaceae. The record is from RefSeq and is a predicted model, not a curated record. The transcript has 4 exons. Bases 1 to 555 code for a protein of 184 amino acids.